Molecule: messenger RNA, 1422 nt
Organism: Drosophila grimshawi
Lineage: Eukaryota; Metazoa; Arthropoda; Insecta; Diptera; Drosophilidae
Gene: Vta1
Product: vacuolar protein sorting-associated protein VTA1 homolog
Exons: 4
Coding region: 126-1091 (321 amino acids)
Biological process (GO): late endosome to vacuole transport via multivesicular body sorting pathway
Cellular component (GO): multivesicular body
Source: RefSeq, a predicted model, not a curated record
CACAUUGCCUUGCUUAGGCAUUUUUGAAUCGAGUUGGCAGCGCUGUCAAUCACAAUAAUUUUCUGCUGCGUUCGAAGGAAUUUGGCGACAAUUUUUGGAAUUACGUUUCUCUUUGUUGCCCAAAGAUGGAGUUUCCCAAUUGUCCGGCCUCCUUGAAGUCCAUUCAGCAUUUUCUGAAGUUGGCACAGGAGCAUGAUACUCGCGACGUCGUUAUUGCGUAUUGGGCUCGGCUCUACGCUCUACAAGUUGGCCUAAAAGCAUCCACACAAACCGCCGAGGAGACACAGUUGCUGCUGGCUAUUAUGGAUUGGUUGGAGCAAAUGAAGAAACAGCAUGCGGAUAAUGAAGCAUUGACUAAUGACGUAGCUGCUCAGGCUCACAUUGAGAAUUAUGCGCUUAAAUUGUUUCUCUAUGCCGACAAACAGGAUCGCGAGGAGAACUUUGGCAAAAACGUUGUCAAGGCGUAUUAUUCCAGUGGAGUCCUUUACGACAUAUUGCUGACGUUUGGGGAGCUGAGCGAGGAGGCGCUCCACAAUCGAAAGUAUGCCAAAUAUAAGGCUGCCUACAUACACAAUUGCCUGAAGAAUGGCGAGACACCCAUACCCGGUCCCUUUCCCGACGAUGAAUCCGCUGAGCUGGACAAUCAGCCUGGUGGUAGCAACGAUGAUAAUGGUGGCAGCUCAAACAGUACACCACCCGAUGUGUCGUCACCGGGUGCUGCUGCUGCUGAUGAUGAGCCCAAACCCGAAGAUGAUGAGCCAGUUGAGCCCGCUUCGCCAGCGCCAACAAGUCCGUCUGUAACAGCACCCACAGCCGAGGAGGUGCUCAAGAAUCCGAACAAAUUGCCGAGUCCACCCGUGGAGGAGGAGAAACCGGGUGGCUUUGAGCCCUACGAGCCAACCGCUCAGCCCAAUCCGGCCAUCUAUCAGCCCAUUGUGCCCGUGGCUGGGGUGCAGAUAACUCCAGAUCAAAUGAUUAUUGCCCAAAAGUAUUGCAAAUAUGCCGGCAGCGCCCUCAAUUAUGAUGAUGUGAAGACAGCGAUUGAGAAUCUACAAAAGGCCCUUAAACUGCUCAGCACCGGAUCCGAAUAGAUGUCCAAGCAGACAGACCAGACAAAUAAACUCACUAACUAAUCCCGCACAGAGUUGAUGCUUUGAGCACGCCAGAUAUUUAUAUUCUCAAUUAUUACUGGCUAUUAAAAAUCGCUAGAUGCUUUUAAACAAAAACAAAACAAUAACAAUAACAACCACGACUGAUGUUGAUUAAUUGUUGAAAACAUAAUGUGUAUGAAUAUGAGUUAUUCAAAAUUUAUUAAAAUUGUUGCUAAAAAUGUCAUAUGGGCAUUCGAUGGCUGCGUCUAAACGAGUCUGCCGUAUUUUAAAGGAUUUAUUAUUAUAAUGCAUUAAUUUCAUUACUCGAAAA